GUCAAUCGACUCGAAUUGUAUUAGACAGCUCCGGGAAUAGAAAAUAAUCUAAGAUAUGGCUUAAGUUGUGGUUUAAAGAACUUUCGUAAAUAAAAAGAAAUGGUUCAAUUAUUUUAUAUAGUCACUAGCUUGCAUGUGCUACUAUGUCCAUUCACAAAAGUCGAGGAAAGUUUUAAUAUUCAAGCAUUUCAUGAUAUUUUGUAUCAUCGGCUAAACAUAUCAGAGUACGAUCAUAAUGAGUUCCCGGGUGUAGUGCCGCGUAGUUUUAUUGGACCACUUGUGAUAUCUUCUUUAUGUUCACCUGUUGCUUUUUUAUUUCAUUUAUUUAGUAUAAAUAAAUUUUGGAUGCAGUAUGUAGUGAGACUGACUUUAGCAUUGACUGUAAUAGCAUCAUGGAAUCGACUUCGAAAUGCUUUAAGAAAGCAGUUUGGGAAUACUUUUGCCUGGUGGUUUACUUUAGUCACUUUGACCCAAUACCACUUUAUGUUUUAUAUGGGCCGUCCAUUACCUAAUAUUAUGGCACUGCCACUUGUACUCUUAGCACUUGAAGGAUGGUUACUUGGAAAACAUAAGCAGUUCAUAAUAUCAGCAGGUGCUUCAAUUAUUAUAUUCCGCUCUGAACUUGCAAUGUUGUUUGGUUUAUACCUUAUAAUAGACCUUUACUUUAAGAAGAUUGAUGUUCCAGCGUUACUUAAAAUAGUAAUUCCGGCCGGAAUUACCUUAGUAUCACUAACAUUACUACUUGAUUCAAUAUUUUGGAGACGUCUUGUUUGGCCAGAAGCUGAGGUUUUUUGGUUCAAUACAAUUUUAAAUAAGAGUUCCGAUUGGGGUACUGCACCAUUUCUAUGGUACUUUUAUUCAGCGCUACCUCGUGGUCUUGGCCCCAGCAUUGUUUUAGUGCCCAUAGGAUUGUACCUUGAGAGGCGUCUUGUACCAAUCGUUCUUCCGGCCUUAAUUUAUAUCUUGCUAUUCUCUUUUUUACCACACAAAGAGCUCAGGUUCAUAAUAUACGUUUUUCCUUUGCUCAACGUAUCUUCAGCUGCAGUAUGCUCAUAUAUAUUUAUACGACGAACUAAAUCACCAAUUUAUGAACUACUUUUCUGGGGGACAGUGCUAAUUAUAGUUUGUAAUGUCAUAUUUUCCUUAGCACUAGCUAUGGUUGCAAUGACAAAUUACCCAGGAGGUAUUGCGAUAACAAGAUUUCACAAGUUAUUGAAAAAUGAGCCUUACGUCCAUGUACAUAUUAGUAAUUUAGCAGCGCAGACUGGAGUGACUAGAUUCACGCAAUUAAAUGACCACUGGACUUACAGUAAAAAUGAAUCACUAAAUGUUGAUCAGUUACAAGAAUUUACUCAUCUUAUUUUUGAAGCAAAGAGUAAAUAUUCAUCAAAUCUUAAGGCAUUUUCUCAAACACAUAUUAUUUUAGAUAGUGUAGAAUCGUUUUCACAAAUUACAGUGACAUACAAACUCUUUCCUCCGAUUAAAAUAAAGACCAAACCAGCUUUAUUUAUUUUAGAAAGAAAGAAUUUCAGAGACGAUGCCUUUAAAUUGACCAAGCAAGAAAGAUACACAGAGGAUAUGGAGUUAGAUCGGGUGAGUGUUGAAGAAAAGGAAAUGGAUAAUACUAAUUUUAGUGAAGAAUUACUUGAAGUACCUUCUAAUCAAAUAUUCGAAGUUGAAAUAAACACUACAGAUGGUAUGGGGGAAACUAUCGAAAUCGUUGAAACAAUUCCAGAAGAAAACGUUGUUGUAGUAACGGAUGAUGAUAAGGAAGACAAUGUAUCAGAAGAAGAAAUUGAGAAGGCAGCGGCAAAAAUUUCGAAGAUGAGAAAAACGUUAGAAGAAGUUAAAAUGUAUAAUAGACAAGAAAGAAAGAAAAAAGCCAUAUCAAAAAUAAAAUCAGAGACACGAAAGGAAGUAGUGGCUAGUGCUAAGGAAAAAUUAAAGGAACUUAUGAAACGUCAUAAACAUAUCGCCGAUGAACUUUCUGAAACACACAUAUCAGAUAAAUUCAAUGAAGAGAAAGAAGAAGAUGGAAGAGGAGAUAUACCUGAUGUUGAAAUUAAUCUAGUUGUUCCUACAAACAUGAAUGUACAAAUAGACAUUGAACCGUCGGAAGAUAUUGUUGAAGUACAUGAACCCACUAAUAACACAAAUGUUAAUAUUGAUUCUAUAGUCGAAGAGGUAAUAGUUCGUUUAAUAGAUAGAAAAAUUUAUGACGAUAAGACAAAACCCGAAGAUAUUAAACUUGAAGAUAGAAUAAUGAUUCAAAAGAUUGUAGAAGAAAUUUUAACUGAAAAAAUGAAUUAUACGAUAUCUGAAAACAAAACUAAUUAAAAAAGGGAUUUCGACCAAUUUAGUUGUGCAUAUACUAAUCAGUGAUCUCGAUGUGAAUAUAUAAAUAUUUAUAAUUUAUAAAUGUGUAUAUAAAUUACUACUUUUCAGUGCCAAAUUUAUCAUUGAUAAUAAUUAUUGUUCAGAAUUAAAGUAUAAUAAAUUAUUAUUUUUUAAUAUAUUUAGACUUUCUUGCAGUAAAUAAUAAUA
This is a messenger RNA of Vanessa tameamea, 2544 nucleotides long. RefSeq names its product dol-P-Man:Man(7)GlcNAc(2)-PP-Dol alpha-1,6-mannosyltransferase (gene Alg12). The transcript is spliced from 8 exons. The record is from RefSeq and is a predicted model, not a curated record. Lineage: Eukaryota; Metazoa; Arthropoda; Insecta; Lepidoptera; Nymphalidae. Gene Ontology annotation, molecular function: alpha-1,6-mannosyltransferase activity. The coding region runs from base 100 to 2337 and encodes 745 amino acids. Gene Ontology annotation, biological process: protein N-linked glycosylation. Gene Ontology annotation, cellular component: endoplasmic reticulum membrane.